AUGUCGGGCGCCCUAUCUGUUCACCUGGGACUCCCUGAGGCUCAGAUCUUUCGCUUCCCUCCCGAGCCGCAUCCGCCUCUUAUCAGGCCUGCAUCACGAACGGGAUUUUCUUGGGACCGCCCUGUCGAUAUACCUUCCACUGUCUACAGCUUCAGUCUUGACGCUAGACUCCCCAUAUUUACGGCAUGCGUCUAUAUUGCUGUCGUCUGUGUUUUCAACCAUCUCAAUAAGAGAAGACAAUAUCGUCCAUGGCCUAUAACUCGCACGGCAUCUUUUACCUACUUCGCUUUCGCACACAACCUUUUGCUUAGCCUCUUUUCCGCUUGGGUAUUUUUGGGAGUAUGUCGGACCAUCAUAUCCUCUGUCCCAUCUCAACCUAGUGCACCCUAUCACAUCGUGGAGACCUUCUGCAGAUUCGACCUGUCUGAAUACAGUACAUCACGCAAUACCUUACUACCUCUGACUAUCCACGAUGAUGGUUUUUCAGGGGCCUCCCAGGCCAAGUCCCUGUGGGAGAGCGGUAUGGAUUACUAUACAUGGAUGUUCUAUAUAUCAAAAUACUAUGAGAUCAUGGAUACCCUGCUCUUGUUGGUGAAGGGAAAAAAGGUUUCUUUCCUACAGAUGUAUCACCAUGCGGGUGCCAUUAUCUGUACAUGGGUGGGCUUUUUGUACAGGACUCCCCAAGGCGUUGUGGGUGUCUCUCUAAACACAGGAAUUCACACCUUGAUGUAUCUCUAUUACUCGCUGACGACACUCAAGAUAAAAGUACCUGUUUUUAUGAAGCGUACCCUCACGCGACUACAAAUCGCCCAGUUCGUCCUGGGUGGACUGGCUUCAUGGUUGUAUGUCUUCAUCUCGUAUGACAGUCCCAUGGAUACAUCUUUGGUCCCGACCGAAGACAAGUCAGACAACCAGACAUAUAUUAAGCGCGGGGGAGAGUCCAACGUGAUCUUUUGCAUGAACAAUAGUGGCCAGGUAUUUGCAUUGAUGUUGACGACCGUAUACCUCAUCCCUUUGACUCAACUCUUUCUCCGAUUCUUUGGCCAGACUUACAAGUUGGAAACAAAGAAGAAAGCACUAUAG
This is a messenger RNA of Aspergillus pseudotamarii, 1083 nucleotides long. RefSeq names its product elongation of very long chain fatty acids protein. The transcript is spliced from 2 exons. NCBI's taxonomy places the organism in Eukaryota, Fungi, Ascomycota, Eurotiomycetes, Eurotiales, Aspergillaceae. Gene Ontology annotation, molecular function: fatty acid elongase activity. The record is from RefSeq and is a predicted model, not a curated record. Gene Ontology annotation, biological process: sphingolipid biosynthetic process; very long-chain fatty acid biosynthetic process; fatty acid elongation, monounsaturated fatty acid. Gene Ontology annotation, cellular component: endoplasmic reticulum membrane. The coding region runs from base 1 to 1083 and encodes 360 amino acids.